Lactuca sativa (garden lettuce) is the source of this 420-nucleotide messenger RNA. RefSeq names its product senescence-specific cysteine protease SAG12. NCBI's taxonomy places the organism in Eukaryota, Viridiplantae, Streptophyta, Magnoliopsida, Asterales, Asteraceae. The record is from RefSeq and is a predicted model, not a curated record.
AUGACAUCAACAAACCAGACAGCCCUGAGUUUUUUGGUAUUAAUCUUCUUCUCUGCUACUUUGCUUUCACACACUACAUCAAGGUUGCUCCCUGAAACUUCCAGCUAUGAGAGCCACGAACAAUGGAUGGCUCGUUAUGGACGCGUGUACAAGGAUGCCGAUGAGAAAGAACAACGUUCAAAGAUUUUUCAAGAGAAUGUUCGGUACAUAGAGUCAUCCAACAGUCUCAUGAACAAAGCUUACAAACUAGCAGUCAAUGAGUUUGCAGACCUUACAAACCAAGAGUUCACGAGCACAAGGAACCGAUUCAAGGCACACGAAUGUUUCCCAUCGACCUCUGCUUUCAGGUAUGAAAAUGUGACAGUAGUUCCAUCAUCAAUGGACUGGAGAAAGAAAGGCGCAGUAACACUUGAGACGUAG